AUGGCUGAUAGAAUAGUGGCAUGUAGAAUAAUACAUCAUCAUGAUAUAAUCAAUACGGUUCUGAUGUCGACAGCCUUCAGAGCAUCGCGAAAACAGGGCGAUCGAAAGGCUAGUGGGAAUUUUUAUAUUUCCGUCUUUUCGUUCAACUGUGAAAAUGAUCCGAUGAGCAAGGUGACCAAUAAAGUACAAACCAUCGAGUUAUUAAAUCUUCCCUAUAAUUCUUAUAAAUGGAAACGAGGACUGUGUUUCAUACAGAUUAGACUACCUGUUCGGGCAAUUCACAGCAUAUAUGAAAUGAUGUGUGUGAUGUUUAUUUGCUGUGUGAAACAAAAUCGUAUAUUCCGAGAUCCAAUCGAUAUAAUCUAA
Lottia gigantea (owl limpet) is the source of this 366-nucleotide messenger RNA. RefSeq lists its product as hypothetical. Lineage: Eukaryota; Metazoa; Mollusca; Gastropoda; Lottiidae. The coding region runs from base 1 to 366 and encodes 121 amino acids. The record is from RefSeq and is a predicted model, not a curated record. The transcript has 3 exons.